Miscanthus lutarioriparius is the source of this 1923-nucleotide messenger RNA. NCBI's taxonomy places the organism in Eukaryota, Viridiplantae, Streptophyta, Magnoliopsida, Poales, Poaceae. The record is from the annotation of a GenBank genome assembly.
AUGGCGAACGUGCACAAGAUCACCCUUGUUCUCAUGUUCUGCCUGCUAGCGUUGGGGAGAGCAGAGUACCUCAAGUACAAGGAUCCGAAGCAGCCUAUCGCUGUUCGCGUCAAGGAUCUGCUGAGUCGGAUGACUCUUGCUGAAAAGAUUGGCCAGAUGACCCAGAUUGAGAGGGAAAAUGCCACAGCCGACGCACUGGCGAAAUACUUCAUAGGUAGCGUACUGAGUGGCGGAGGCAGUGUGCCUUCUCCUCAAGCAUCUGCUGAGGCUUGGGCCUCCAUGGUGACUGAGAUGCAGAAGGGCGCUCUUUCUACACGUCUAGGUAUCCCGAUCAUCUACGGUAUUGAUGCCGUGCAUGGUCACAAUAACGUCUACAAAGCUACUAUUUUCCCUCACAACGUUGGGCUUGGAGCUACCAGGGACCCUGACCUCGUUAAGAGAAUUGGAGAAGCAACUGCUCUUGAAGUUAGAGCUACUGGAAUUCCUUAUGUCUUUGCUCCCUGUAUUGCGGUUUGUAGAGAUCCAAGAUGGGGACGCUGCUAUGAGAGCUAUAGUGAGGACCCAAAGGUUGUCCAGUCAUUGACUUCACUCAUCUCUGGCUUGCAAGGCGAUGCUCCUGCGGAUUCCGUGGGAAGACCAUAUGUUGGUGGAAGUAAGAAGGUUGCUGCAUGCGCGAAGCACUAUGUUGGUGAUGGUGGAACGUAUAAGGGAAUCAACGAGAACAACACGAUCAUCAACACACAUGGACUGAUGAGCAUCCAUAUGCCUCCUUACUAUAACUCUAUUAUCCGAGGUGUCUCUACAGUCAUGGUCUCGUACUCCAGCUGGAAUGGAGAGAAGAUGCACGCAAACCAUUUCCUAGUCACAGAUUUUCUCAAGAACAAGCUCAAGUUUAGGGGUUUUGUGAUUUCCGACUGGGAGGGCAUUGAUCGGAUCACUAGUCCUCCUCAUGCCAACUAUUCUUAUUCAAUUGAGGCUGGAGUUGGUGCUGGUAUUGACAUGAUCAUGGUUCCAUUCAGAUACACAGAAUUCAUCGAUGAUCUCACGACACAAGUUCAGAACAAGGUCAUCCCCCUGAGCAGAAUCGACGACGCCGUUUACAGGAUCCUCCGUGUCAAGUUCACCAUGGGUCUAUUUGAGAAUCCUUACCCCGAUGCUAGCCUUGCGGGCGAACUCGGGAAGCAAGAACACCGGGAAUUGGCACGUGAAGCCGUCAGGAAGUCCCUGGUUCUUCUGAAGAACGGAAAGUCCGCACCGUUGCUGCCCCUCCCGAAGAAGGCUGGUAAGAUUUUGGUCGCUGGUAGCCACGCCAAUGACCUGGGCAACCAGUGCGGAGGAUGGACGAUCACAUGGCAAGGAAGCAGCGGCAACACCACUGCUGCCAUCACACCUGAGAUUCGUGACCAACAACGAACUAACUUGAGAUGGGAUGUGGAUGGAACAGGCACGACGAUCCUCUCCGGAAUCGAGGCCACCGUGGAUCCCAGCACGCAGGUGGUGUACUCAGAGAACCCGGACAGCAGCGUGCUCGCCGACAAGUACGACUACGCGAUCGUGGUGGUCGGGGAGCCGCCGUACGCGGAGACGUUCGGCGACAACCUGAACCUGACGAUCCCGGCGCCCGGGCCGAGCGUGAUCCAGUCGGUGUGCAAGGCCACCAAGUGCGUGGUGGUCCUCAUCUCCGGCAGGCCCCUGGUGGUGGAACCGUACCUGGGCGACAUGGACGCGUUCGUUGCGGCGUGGCUGCCGGGGUCGGAGGGGCAGGGCGUGGCGGACGCCCUGUUCGGCGACUACGGGUUCACGGGGAAGCUGUCGCGGACGUGGUUCAAGUCGGUGGACCAGCUGCCCAUGAACGUGGGCGACAAGCACUACGACCCGCUCUUCCCGUUCGGCUUCGGGCUCACCACCAAGGGCACGAAAUGA